Messenger RNA from Aspergillus wentii DTO 134E9, 2937 nucleotides. RefSeq names its product serine/threonine-protein kinase. The record is from RefSeq and is a predicted model, not a curated record. Bases 1 to 2937 code for a protein of 978 amino acids. The transcript is spliced from 4 exons. Gene Ontology annotation, biological process: peptidyl-serine phosphorylation; intracellular signal transduction. Lineage: Eukaryota; Fungi; Ascomycota; Eurotiomycetes; Eurotiales; Aspergillaceae. Gene Ontology annotation, molecular function: protein serine/threonine kinase activity; ATP binding.
AUGACUGUUGAUCAAAAACCGGCUGAAAAGGGGUCACGAGUUCCUUUCAGUCUUUGGACUUCAACCAAGGCCCCAAUUGUCAACGAGGAUCCUCAAUCAGGUGCCAGUGAUUCGACUGUUUCGGAUGGUCCAGCUUCUGAUAUCGUUAUCAUCGAACAAGCCGAAAAGGACAGGAUAAAAGCACGGCUUAAACGAAGCAGCUCCAGGUUGUUAUCAUUACUCGGAUUUCGGGGCUCGUAUAUCGCUGUCAAGACAUUGUCCCCCCAGUCAGAGAGCCUUUCAGACUUGGAGAAUAUUAACUGUGCACCAAAACCAUCACAUUUAGUUCCAGAAGGGGAUCAUACUCCGCCCAAGAAUACAGGUUCCCCGCAAGACAGAAAACGGGUUGAUUUGCCUGUCGGAACUGAUAUUGAAUGCCCUGUAAUAUCGUUCGAUACAUUGAAUAACCCAUCUCCAAAAAAUAAGAGGAGUCGACAAAAGACCGAAAUUCUGUCUCGACAAGAGAAAACGGAGACUCCUGAGCAGGACAAUGCUGUGACCCGCAAUGUUCGACGGAGUCGCUCAAGCCCAACGGAUCUUGCCAAUAUCUUCUCUUGGACAAUGUCAACGACAUUCGGGAAUUCAACUGUGAUUCACCGUACUAAUAUUCGCCCCAGACCCAGAAUCCAAGGUGUUCAACUCCAAGAAGCAUCCAACGACCCUCUCAGUAAGCAGGGUGAUAGCACCAAUGACAGCUCUGACCCCUCAACACCUACCAGUGGUACUGGUUCUCCAUUCUCUACGAGCUCAACGUCUGCAACUUCGGAGCCGUCAUCUAACCUUUCGGAAAGGUGGAAAUGGCUUCCUGAUAUUGGCAUGGCAGGUAGCCACAAUUUACUCGCCCGUAAUCAAGAACCAAGCAAAAAGCCCAAUCCAACAGAGGCACCUUAUCCGUUGCCUACAAUUGUUACCGUUGAAGCCACUGCCAACGCAAAGGUAUUCUUUGAAACAUAUUUUAGUUCCAUGGUUCCAGACCUGGAUCUACGUGCUCAGCGCAAGCGCGAGCUAGAGCAAUACAUUUACUCUUUGCCACUCACGGCAGAAGAGCAGACGAAAGCAAGAAAAGAUUGGAUCAUGCAAGAGAGAAAUUAUCUUCGCCAAUACCGAGUUCUCAAAUCUCGCUCCCAUAGUACUCGUCAUGAGGAAACAGUCUCAAUUGCGGGAUAUGAACCUUUAAAAAUCCUGGGCAAAGGAAGCUUUGGGUUAGUUCGCCUUGUGAAAGAAAAGGGAGGGAGAGAAAGUGAAAUCAGUGGCUCAGGUGAAGAAAAUUUGUCUUUGCAAAGUGAAGCUGCCUAUUCUAUAGCUGGUGCUUUCGGUGCUAUAAGAUCGGUCAUCGAUGGGAACAAGUACAGUUGGCGGAAGGAAACGACCGGAAUGCGAAAAGAGGUAUAUGCCAUGAAGGUUAUCCGCAAAUCAGAGAUGAUACGGAAUAGUCAGGAAGGCCACUUGCGGGCUGAGCGAGACUUCCUCGUUGCUUCGGCAGGGUCUCGUUGGGUGGUACCUUUGAUUGCAAGCUUUCAAGACAUCAAUAAUCUUUAUCUCGUUAUGGACUACAUGGUCGGUGGAGACUUUCUGGGUCUUUUGCUACGCCGUGACGUCUUGUCGGAGAAAGAGACAAAAUGGUAUGUCGCAGAGAUGAUCCUAUGCAUUGAGGAAGCCCAUCGACUGCGCUGGAUUCAUCGAGAUGUCAAACCAGAUAAUUUUCUCAUUUCAGCCUCUGGCCAUUUGAAGAUAUCGGACUUUGGGUUAGCCUUUGACGGACACUGGGCUCAUGAUCAGGCAUAUUACAAUGAGCACAGGUACUCCUUGAUGAAAUACCUUAGAAUCCAGGUUGACGGCGAUGCUGAGGACCGGAAAGACGCGAAAAAGGCAAAUAAAUCGGUCGUUAUCAAGCAAAGCGCUCACAUCGAAGACUCUAACAAUGCACCGCCAAAUACUGAUCUUCUUGGAUGGCGUGACAAGAACCAAAGGCGAAAAUGCACCAGGAGCGUCGUUGGGACAAGUCAAUACAUGGCGCCUGAAGUUGUCAGGGGAGAUAUAUACGAUGGAAGGUGUGACUGGUGGAGUGUGGGAGUUAUACUGUUCGAAUGUCUUUAUGGUUAUACGCCUUUCGCUGCCAAAGAACGCCAUGAUACCAAAAUGAAAAUCCUUCGACAUCACCAGACAUUACAUUUCCCGGUGUCAAGAACCUCUGACAAAAUUGUUUCUACAGAAGCAAUUGACCUCAUUAUACGGAUGCUCCAAGAAAAGGAGGAUCGUCUUUGCUCUCACAAAUACAGAUACAACGACGUCAUGAAUUCGCGCUCGAUUUCGAGAUACCCAUGGUGCAAUAUCGAUCCACAUAACAGAAAUUAUCAAGGUUUCUACGUAUAUGCAGAUGAUGCAGCUGAUAUCAAAGCCCAUCCAUUUUUCAAUGGUAUCAGGUGGGAGUCGCUUCAUCAGUCGAAGCCGCCAUGGACACCGAAAUUCAAAAGUUGGGAAGAUACCAGAUAUUUUGAAGAUGCGGACUAUAUAAGUGAGGGCAAUGGAAUCUCCGCCAAUUCAGAUGGAGAACCGUGUGAGAACAACGCCGGCGCAGAGGGUUUACAGGCAGUGAAUCUGGGAGGAGUCUACGUGCAGCAGUCUCCAGCCAAUCUCAAGGUUUGCGCAAAGAACGAAAAGGAGGCUAUUAAAAAGCAGUUAGCGAAAGCCCAUAAGAAGGAUAAAGAGAAAAAACGGGCCCGAGACAAGAUUUUACGUGAUGAAAAAGUGGGAAAGACGGUGAUGGAUAUGCGCAAGAAGGGUGCUUUCCUGGGGUACACUUAUCGUCGACCUAAGGGCGUUGCGAUAGCACUGAAUCCCGAAAGAGGGCGGCCAUUUCGGCAAAGAGGACACUUGUCAGAUUUAUAUGUCUUUUAA